This is a messenger RNA of Scatophagus argus, 1979 nucleotides long. It is a transcript of the gene egln1a, whose product is annotated as egl-9 family hypoxia-inducible factor 1a. Lineage: Eukaryota; Metazoa; Chordata; Actinopteri; Scatophagidae. The transcript has 6 exons. Gene Ontology annotation, molecular function: L-ascorbic acid binding; ferrous iron binding; peptidyl-proline 4-dioxygenase activity. Bases 340 to 1449 code for a protein of 369 amino acids. Gene Ontology annotation, cellular component: cytoplasm; nucleus. Gene Ontology annotation, biological process: cellular response to hypoxia; peptidyl-proline hydroxylation to 4-hydroxy-L-proline. The record is from RefSeq and is a predicted model, not a curated record.
AGUGUGUGGACGUCACGGCAGGCUGGCCCACAGAGAGGCUGAGCAUACACCGAGCGGCGCCAUGCAGUACCCUCGAACCGACAGCUAGCCAGCAGAAAUGCCUCCUGAAGCCCCAGCCCAAAACGCUCGGCCCAGGUCACACAAUGUCGUAUUAUUUCACUGAUACAGGAUAUGAAGAGCAAGUAAGUGUGCUAAAAUGGCGAGGUAUUGAGUCUUAGCUUCCCUUCUCGCUCGGUGUAGCGUGGCAGAGGCAGUGGAUCGUUUCCAAAGUUGUCGGUUAGCAGGGCGCGUGUGAAGGAUUGGAAUUAAAGGCGCAGCGUACUCACUGUAGCCGCAAACAUGGAGAAGCAGCAGAGCGAUUUGGAACGAGACCGACAGUACUGUGAACUUUGUGGGAAAAUGGAGAACCUCCUCAAGUGUGGCAGGUGCCGGAGCUCCUUCUACUGCAGCAAGGAGCACCAGAAACAGCACUGGAAGAAACACAAGCUUAUCUGUAAGGAGGCAGACAAGGGGCAGCUUCCCAAACAGACUCCGCCGUUGGGGGACGACAAAGAACCGGACAAAUGCAGAGAUAAGAAGUUAAGCCCCGAGCAGACCGACAGUGCAUCAUCACCUCGAACCACAAACACAGAAGCACAUGGGGCCGGUGACAGAGCGGGAGAGGACGGGUCCAACGACACCGCCACACCUAAUGGACAAACAAGCUCAUCCCCUCAAAAACUUGCCACGGAGUGCAUAGUCCCUUGUAUGAACAAGCAUGGUAUCUGUGUAGUGGAUAACUUUUUAGGAGCAGAGACUGGACAAGGCAUUUUGGACAAUGUCAAAGCCCUGCACAAAACGGGCAAGUUCACAGACGGACAGUUAGUCAGUCAAAAAAGCGACUCUACUAAAGACAUCAGAGGUGACAAAAUCACGUGGAUAGAGGGGAGGGAGCCCGGCUGCGAGAAGAUCCGCUUUCUGAUGAGUCGUAUGGACGACUUGAUUAGACAUUGUAACGGCAAACUGGGAAACUACACAAUAAAUGGAAGGACAAAAGCAAUGGUGGCGUGUUACCCUGGAAACGGGACUGGAUACGUGCGUCAUGUGGAUAACCCCAAUGGCGACGGACGGUGUGUCACAUGCAUAUAUUACCUUAAUAAAGAUUGGAGUGCCAAGAUGGGGUCUUUGAAGAGAGGACGAGCCAAAGAGGAACACGGUGGCCUUCUUCGAAUCUUCCCAGAAGGAAAGGCCCAGUUUGCCGACAUAGAGCCCAGAUUCGACCGUCUGCUGCUGUUCUGGUCGGACAGACGGAACCCUCACGAGGUUCAGCCCGCCUUUGCCACCAGGUAUGCUAUCACAGUGUGGUAUUUUGAUGCAGAGGAGCGAGCCAGAGCUAAAGAAAAGUACUUAACAGGUGCAGGGGAAAAAGGAGUAAAGGUGGAACUCGACAAACCAUCAGAUCCAAGCUAGUGGGAAUCCUGCACACCCCUCUACAAACAGCCAUUAAGUGCUCUGUCCUAAGAAAGUGGCCUAUAGAGCGCAUGUGUGUGUGUUUUACAUGGCAAAACAGCAGACUUUUGCUUGAAUGAGUGAAGAGAAGAUCCAUGUUUAUGGAGAGGAAGCAAACAAAAAGAUUUCUGUUCGUUUUCAGCAAACUGGGCCGACCCAAUGGACCUUGAAUGUCAUGACGUUGUACUGAAAGGGAUUGUGUGGAUUUUUUUUCCUUUCACCUCCGUGGUGGAGAAGGCUUAUGUUACAGCAGCAGAUGUUUUUUGGAAAAUCACUUAAGACGAGAAUUAAGCUCAAAGAGAAUCUCCAUCUUUUGCAUCUAUUUGUUUUUGCAGUUAAUUCCUUAAAGGUACAGUGUUCUGCAUAUGCUUUAUGUGUUAUGCUUUUCACAUGGAAUCAGCUGUUAUGAGCUACUGUAUGGCCAAAUGUGCUUGGGUCUGCAAUAAUAUGAGGAAUGAUCUGAAUUAAAAACACCAUUUUUCUGACAGAAA